AAUAGACCUAAAUGGGAGCAAAAACGGACAGAGUCAGCCUGCCAUUAUGGCAGCUUAUGCUCUGAACAGCCUGAUAAUGAUGAACCCCAACAACCUGACCAAUAAGAGCAGCCCUCGGACAGGAAGGCCUGUGCUCCCAGUGCCCAGUCGUUCUACAUUUAGCCCGGUGCUGGGGGGCAGCGGAGGUCCCUACAGCCCAGGCAGCCUAAGCCCUGGGUCUGCAGGCAAUUCCUUUGUCUUCCCAACAGGUACCAGUUCCAGUUGUCAAAGGGCAUGUUCACCGUGUCGACGGCCAGAAUCACUGGGCGUGCAUGUGGGAAGUCGAGUGCGCAGACUCAGUGGGUCCGGCCUAGAGGAAGAACAGGAGAACGAAGAGCGGCGUGCCGCUCAGCAACUUGAGCGCCACAAGGAACUGCAGAACGUGGAGGUGAACAAGAAGGUGGACCUGUUUGAGGCCCAAAUAUCGGCUCAGGCUCACAGCCGAGAGGCUCAACGAAGCCCUCGAAUUUCCAGGAAAACUCCCCCGAACUUUAGCCCUGUCCAAAUUGGCAACCUCUGCUUGAAUACAGAGGAAACACUUGCGACACAGAACAAGGAUCACUCAACAGGGAUCCCCAAUGAACUGCAAAAUGGAAAGCGCUUCUCCUGCAUGGAGGAGGGGCUGCAGGUCAGCAGUGAAGAGAAGGACAGGGCUGACCCACAUACAGAAGAGGGCGGCCCACUUGAGAGCACAUCAGCAGGAAUUAAGAGCGAAGCUGACAGCCCUACCGACAAUCACUCCAGGACUUCACCAGAGUGCUCAGCAUCUUGGACCGAGACAUGUUUGACAAAGCCGGGAGCUGAGCCAACAGAAACCCAGGCAGAGUCUGACGGGGUCGGUCCAGAGCUGGGCUCCAUCCCUGCUGUCAUUAUUACGGACCACGGCAUGGAGGUCAGUGGGGAGGGCAAGGAGCCCCAAGUUAGUCCUCAACCUGGCAGAGCCGUAAGAAAGCUGUCCUCGUCUUCUGCCUCCUCAACGGGAUUCUCCUCGUCCUGGGAGGAAUCAGAGGACGACAUCUCCAGCGACCCAGAGCGGUCUCCAGCUUUCCUGCAGACUCAACAGAAAGCGCAUAAAUCAUGGAAGAAGAUCAAGAACAUGGUGCACUGGUCACCAUUUGUGAUGUCCUUCAAGAAGAAGUACCCUUGGAUCCAGCUGGCUGGCCAUGCAGGCAAUUUCAAGGCUGGAGCUAACGGUCGCAUCCUGAAGAAACACUGCGAGUGUGAGCAGCAAUGUCUCGAUAGGCUAAUGAGAGACGUGCUAAAGCCUUACGUUCCUGCCUACCAUGGAGAUGUAGAGAAGGAUGGAGAGAGGUACAAUCAGAUGGAGGACUUGCUGGCAGAAUUUGACCUACCGUGUGUCAUGGACUGCAAGAUGGGCGUCAGGACAUAUCUGGAAGAGGAGUUGACGAAAGCCAGGAAGAAGCCUAGCUUGAGAGCUGACAUGUACCAGAAGAUGAUCGAGGUGGAUCCCGAAGCCCCCACGGCAAAGGAGAACGAACAGAAAGCAGUCACUAAGCCGCGCUACAUGCAGUGGAGGGAAACCAUCAGCUCCACCGCCACGCUAGGCUUCCGUAUUGAGGGCAUCAAGAAUGAGGACGGAACAGUAAACAGGGACUUUAAAAAGACUAAGACGCGGGAACAAGUGACUGAGGCCUUCCAAGACUUCGUCAAAGGAAACAAGAACAUCCUGCAUUCCUAUCUGAACCGUCUGAAAGAGAUCAGGGACACGUUGGAAGUUUCAUCAUUUUUCAAAACGCACGAGGUGAUUGGCAGUUCUCUAUUAUUUGUCCAUGACAAACGGGAGCAGGCAAAAGUGUGGAUGAUAGACUUUGGGAAGACCACACCAUUGCCGGAGGGGCAGGAGCUGAGCCACAGGGCCACCUGGGUGGAGGGUAACAGGGAAGACGGCUACCUCUACGGCCUGGACCACCUCAUAGACAUUAUUUCCCAUAUGCUAGCUCCUAAACCCCACUAGAGUAAGAGGAUUCGAUCUUCUCUCCCUGCCCUCAGGCGGGCCGCCCGCACUACAGUUCAAGACCUCGCUGGGUUCCCCCUAAAGCUAUCCUAACCGAUCGCCCCGUCUCACCAAAAAAGACAACUGUAAAACUUAAAACAGAAUACCAGGCGGAAUGGCCUUUAAACGAGUGUGUAUGUUUGUAAACUUGUAGAUGCUGUACAUAUAGUGUAAAUGCCAGUGUUUUAGUUCAGAACAUGUGUGAAUAGGAUCUUUGCAGCUAGCGCUUUAACAAACAGGUGAAUCUUAAAGCCACACACUCCCUUUAUGUGCGUUCUUUUCAACAUGCUUGUGUUAUGGAAAAGUGUAAAGCACUUGCAGAUGUGUUUUACUCAUGAUCGUCUUAAUAUUUUGGGGUUUUUUUUAGAUGCUGCAGAAAAAUGUAAAGAAUUGGUUUUUUUUAAUUCUCAUCUAGGCACCACUUCUUAUUUGAAACAAAAAUCUAAAUAUUAUAUAUAUAUAUAUAUAUAUAUAUAUAUAUAUAUAUAUAUAUAUAUAUAUAUAUAUAUAUAUAAUGUUAAAGCCUAACAAUCACAUCAACAACUAGAUGUUUAUUGAGAGAUAUUUAUAUUUGUAGGAUUCUAACAAUAUUCAUUUUAUAGUUUUUUACCCUGUUAAGAUAAUGUAAGUAGUGUUAAAAUAUGCCAUUUAUACUGAGUGCCUAUAUUAGAACAAAUUAAUGUAUCCCAUUUGGUGGAUGGUCUUACGCUGUGCUUUUAUACUUAAAUUCUUCAUAUUGACAUUCCUUAAAUUCAGUCGCCAUUUUUGUGCCCAAGUAGGGCUGGGUAUCGAUACAGAUUCUCCAAUUCGGUUACAGUUCACAAGCUCUCAAUUCAAGUUCUCAACUUAAAUCCGAAUUAAUACGAUACUUAUGUAUUUGGGUAUGCAUUUCAGUUAUAUUGUCUAGUCUCUCUAUGUUUUUGUUUCAUUAUAAUGAAUCCACUCGAGUCAUUCGUUUUGGGAAUGAGGCUAGAGGUCUGCGCAGAACCAGUUUUUCUGCUCACAAAUUUUAAGUUUUGUCCCCCACAUAGAGAUCAGUCCCGUUCCAGUAAGAUUCUGUCCCUCUUCGGUGUCGUAGACCAUUUUUUUUUCUAAUUCCCACACACAAGUAUAUGACGCUUAAGACCUCACCGUGUUGCAUUUGUCGCUAUAGAGCAGGGGUGCCCAACUCUGUUCCUGGAGAUCUACCUACCUGCAAAGCUUAGCUCCAACCCUGAUAAAACACACCUGAAUUCAGAUCUCCAGGAGCACUUGAUAACUACAGACAGCUGUGUUGAGCAGGGCUGGAGCUGGACUCUGCAGGAAGGUAGAUUUCCAGGAACAGGGUUGGGCACAGCUGCUAUAGAAGGUAUGCAUUGACGUCACUUUCCUGCCAGAACACACCCCCUCAGCCGGACUGAGUGGCAAGAGAGCCUGCUGCAUGACUGGAUUUAAUAGGGGAAACUGCGAAAAUGUGAGUAAAACAAAUGAUUAUCAGUUUAAACUAAAGGUUGGACUCAAAAUAAUGUUCCUUACAACUUACCAAAGAUACAGUGAUCCAUGGAUAUUGACAUGCAGCCAGGAAUCAUGUUUCCUGACAUGCCUGACUUCGACGCCAGGGAAAUACAUAAAGCAAAUUUGCCUGUGAAUGCUUUAUAUAAAUACAAUAUAGGUAGGUCUAAAUCCGGGGGAUCACUUAUGUUAUAUAAUAUCGUCAUAAAGUCCAGCCCUAAAACGUGUAUAGUUUUUGUCAGUGUUUUUUUUUUUAAAACAUCCAAUUAUGCAGAAUAUAAUGUUAAAUAUUUAAUUGACGAGUUUUUAAUACAAUAUAUAACAAGACAAUAUACAGGGUAUGAUUUUAUCUCAACAUUCAACAUAUUGACACAAAAUGAUAACUGCAAAUGUCAGUCCAGUUGUUUCUGUGAAUUGCAGCGAUCUAUUUUCUUCUCUUUUCUGUAGAUUUCGUCAGUCUGUGAAAAUAUAGCUCCGAUUUCUCGUCAAAUCUAUCUGUACAUCUUUUUCCCGUUUUAGAUGUGUUUUGUGUUGUUUUUGCGGCAUUCACGCUGAAAACCAAACCUUUUUUCCACUCGGUGGGCGUAACCGCAGUUACUCCGGCUGACUGUGACGUCACGUGCAUUCCCUCAAUAGCCAAAAGGAAGAUGCCUAGCUGUCAUAAACUACCAAAAAAACAUUGAGAGUUUCCAACUCUGUCCCUAAAAACUUUUUAUUUUACUCAGUAGAUAUUGUGUAUCUUCAAACAAAACUAAAUUUGAGUAAAUUUUAUUUUUAGAUAUUUAUAUUUUCAUGGAGUCCCAUAAGUCAGGUGCCAUGGGAAUUCAGACCUCUAAAUUGCGCACUAUAUGUUUUUGGAGAUUUUUUUUUUAAUUUUUGUGUACAACCCCACACCUUAAUAGAAACAUUUCUUGCCAUCAUUUGUAUUGCAUCACAUUCAAAACCGGAAACAAAACAGACUACAAACUAUGAAAUAUUGCUAACUAUCAUAUUAAAAAAUAUGAUUUUUUUUUUUUUUUUUUUGCUGUGUCAAUUAAGAUUAAGCAGCAGGGAGUUGAUUUGGAGUGAGUCAUUUCAGCAGAGCACAGUGCCAUCUGUAGGACGGGAAGCGCAGUACAAAUAAUUGAUCAAACAGCCACAAAUGUAAAACGGUAAAAUAUUAAUUGUCAUCUUGGGAUAUUAAGAAUCUACAUUAGAACUGUUCAAAUGAAGAUCACAAUUAAUUGGAAAAAAAUCAAUAUUUUUACCCAGCCCUAUGCCCAAGUGCCCAAAAUAAUUGAGUGUCAAAGUUUUUUCUCAGGAAGUGGCUCCAGUUUAAAAAGAUGUCAAUACCCGCUUGCGGUAUGUUUUCAAGUUCCCUGUUAACACACAGUCUGCACUUUUUUGUAUUUGAAAAAAAAUCUGUAAGGGCUGCAAACACCAACUGUCCUUAGAGUCACUAUAAUAAGGUUAAAAUAAGAGCUUUUGUAAGAGCUACAAUAUUUUUUUAUUAAUAGAGACUGUGAUCUUAAUCUACACAUCUGUUAACCAAAAAUGUCAAGCAUUCCACGCAAGUUCAAACAUAGCAGAUUGUCACAAGAGCCUUAAGAAAUGUUGUUCUUCCUUUGAAAAGUGCCUGAGGGCGCUGCUUGAUGCAGCGCCUCCGAAUGUUGACUCGCCACUCUUCAGAGCGCAUCAUGUUUGAGAGAGGUGAUUGUUGUUUGCAUGACUAUUUGCCAUGCAAAUUAACCAUCCCUGCAUACCCCCAAACAAUGAGAUAAUGCUCAAAGCAAAAUAUCGCUGGAGAUAAAAACUAAUUUGUUGGUCAGUAUGGAAACCAUGUGCUGACACCAGCAUAAACGCAAUCAGUGAUUAGUCGUUGUUGAUUUAGCCCGAGGCGAGGAACACCUAGGGCAGACCUACGGGUCAGGACGUCAACGCCACGCACUCCAGUCACAUAGUAAAGGCAGAAGGGUUAUUGAGAGGUCUCAAACCAAAUGUCACCACACUGUUUUUUUUACCCAUCAUAUAUUUGUGACGAGAUUUUGCUGUUGUUAAAUGACCUUUUACGAAUGCAAAAGGAACAGAGAGGACAAAAGGUGGAGUGGAAACUUUUCUCAAAUCCUGCAGCCACAGUUCCCUAAACAUGAUUAAAAUGGAUCGCAAAAAAUGAAAUGGGUCAAAUUAUAGCUGCUGCAAGUAAUCUUUUUUAAUAGGCCUUACCACACAUAAACUUUACAACCUGACAGUCAGAUAUCACUAAAAUAUAUAUAUAAUAUAAUAAAACACUUGCUAUGAAAAAUAGAUUGUAAUACAUGGCUACUUUUAAAAAGCUGACAUGAAACAUUCUUCUUGCCAUCAUAAUGGUGUUACGGCGUGUACCACAAGAUGUGUGACACUAAACUGAAACCUAACCUGAAAAAUGAAAGAAAAAGUUGACUUGUUUGGAAACUAAAGUAAUUUUUGCAUUUGUUGGCAUUAAAAAAAUGCUUACAGCAGCUUUAAUCAGGUCUAUUCACCCCAAAUUGCAUUUUUCUGAACUAAAUCUUAAGGCCAGAUGUACUUUCUCCCUACACAAGCUAAAACAUGGAAGUAGGGCUUCCCCUGCUGUUUAUGGUGCUGAAUUACAGAGAACAAACAAAACUGACCAAGUCCUCCUUCUUGCCCUUGAUGUUCAUGCCAUAUUUGUGAGGUGUCAAAAAUUGUGGGAAUUUCUAGUGGUGUCAUACGCAUACUCAUAUUUAUAUUUUACGUUUUGUUACAUUUUGCACAAGAACACUAAAUGUAGCUGCAUUGUUGUUGUAUUUUCUUCUCUUGUUUGUUUGGCUUUACCUCUCAUAUCUUGGUGAUGUAGUGGUUCACUGUAAUAUAAGCUAAGCUCAUUGCUGUGUAAAAAAAAUGUGCAAAUGUCUUUAGAGUGUGCUCUGUCUCUUUAAAAAAUAAAUCUCUGCAACCAGUGA
Messenger RNA from Megalobrama amblycephala (Wuchang bream), 6483 nucleotides. RefSeq names its product inositol-trisphosphate 3-kinase B (gene itpkb). The transcript is spliced from 7 exons. Gene Ontology annotation, molecular function: inositol tetrakisphosphate kinase activity; inositol-1,4,5-trisphosphate 3-kinase activity. NCBI's taxonomy places the organism in Eukaryota, Metazoa, Chordata, Actinopteri, Cypriniformes, Xenocyprididae. Gene Ontology annotation, cellular component: nucleus; cytoplasm. The record is from RefSeq and is a predicted model, not a curated record. Bases 47 to 2014 code for a protein of 655 amino acids. Gene Ontology annotation, biological process: inositol phosphate biosynthetic process.